This is a messenger RNA of Owenia fusiformis, 746 nucleotides long. The record is from the annotation of a GenBank genome assembly. NCBI's taxonomy places the organism in Eukaryota, Metazoa, Annelida, Polychaeta, Sabellida, Oweniidae.
AACGAAUAAAAGUUACAUAAAUUGAUUUUUUCUGUUGUGGGAUUAGAUUUAUAUUGCCUGCAGUUGAUAAGAACUCAAAAACUAUUGUAUUCUUUUUAUACCACUGUUUAAAUAAAAAGCAAGACUUGUAUGAAUGAUUCAUUGAUUUGAGUACAUGUACUUUCGUUUUGAUUGAAUUUCUAAGAUGGCCGAAGCAGAAACUAACCCAGAUAAAUGGUAUGCAAAACUCUUCCAGAAAAUUGGUCCAGAAAUGGGGGCUGAAUUCGAAAAAAUUGGAACCAACCUUGGUUUUACAAAUGCAGAGCUCGAUAAUAUCAGAGAUUCUAGUCGCCAUGCAAAAAACUGGGGAUUCAAACUGCUUACUGAAUGGAAGCAGAAACUAACAAAAGAACAAAACCCAGUAGCACUGUUAAAAGAAGCACUGACAGAAGCAAAUAGAGGUGACCUUGCAACAAUUGUUGAGCAAGAAGAUGAUAAACGUAAUCAUACUCCACUGCACCUACCAUCACCACCUACAGAUGAUCCAAGAGAUGAACCCGAUAAUCAGAACAAUGACUACUAUACUUAAAUAAUAAGCAAAAAAAUUGUAUUAAGAUGACAAUGAAAGAUCAAUAAAGGCAUAGCCUUACAAAAUAUAUUUCGUCUUUUAAAAAAUUGGAAGUACUUGCUGAUAUUCAAUUGCAUGGUUCAAAAAGGACAUUACGUAGCCUACAUUCCUGGAAAUAUGAUUCUGUAGUUUUACAUUU